CAGUUACUUUUUAAUUGUAUCGCUAUUGUAAUAUAGGCAAAACUUGAGCCUCUAAAAAUUUUGAGUUUAAAAUGCUGCGCCAGAAAUGCAAAACUGUAGUAUUGUUUUAUAUUUUGUUGUUAAACAAUAACCUCAUUUAUGCGGAAAAACGUUUUCGAAUUUUUGGUGGAAAAGAGGCCUCCAUAGAGAAUCAUCCAUGGAUAGUUUCACUUCAGGUUUCUUCUAAGGGUCACGAUUGCGGUGGAUCUCUUAUAGCUGAUGAUUGGGUAAUAACAGCUGCACAUUGUUUUGCACAUUUAAGGUUAUCUCCAGACUCAAUUAUUGCUGGAACAUCUAAUUUAACCGGUCCAGGUACUACCAUAAAAAUAGAACAUGUAAUAAAACAUGAGCUAUUCACAAUGAAAAAGUUUUAUAACUAUGAUAUAGCACUUGUUAAGUUAGCAGAAAAAGUUACUUUCUCUAAAACAAUUCAGCCUAUAAAUCUACCAGAACAAGAUGCACAACUACGAGUAGGGACAUCCGUUGGAGUUGCAGGAUGGGGAAGGACUAAGCUAAAUGGACCACCGUCGAAAGUUUUGAUGGAAACCAACGUUACCGUUACAGACCACCAUUUUGGGAAAACUAUAAUUUUUGCUUAUAAUAAGCAAUCAGGAACUUGCGAGGGCGAUUCAGGAGGUCCUUUAGAGCUAGAUGGUACGUUGGUGGGUAUUAUGUCAGGCAGUAUGGCUGCUUGUGAAAGUCAGUUUCCUGCUAUUUACACACACGUUGCCUUGUUCCGUACAUGGAUAAAAGAAAAAAUUGGUAUCUAAUUAAAUAGCGAUAACAGUCAUUUGUUAAAAUGUUUAUUAAUUGAUGUUAACUUUAAUAAAUACUGGAAGUAUGUA
Diabrotica virgifera virgifera (western corn rootworm) is the source of this 884-nucleotide messenger RNA. Its product is annotated as trypsin-1-like. Gene Ontology annotation, molecular function: serine-type endopeptidase activity. The transcript is spliced from 6 exons. Gene Ontology annotation, biological process: proteolysis. Bases 72 to 809 code for a protein of 245 amino acids. The record is from RefSeq and is a predicted model, not a curated record. Lineage: Eukaryota; Metazoa; Arthropoda; Insecta; Coleoptera; Chrysomelidae.